UAGUCGGUGCUGGAAGCGGCCUUUCGUAGCGCUUCUCCUUUUUUUCCCCUUUUCUUUUCUUUAUUUUUCAUUUUUUUUUCCUUUUAUUCCGCCUGUUUUUCCUUACCGUUUUCUUCUCCUCCCUCCUCGUUCAGAUGUCCGCUGCGAAAGAGCAAGUGCAGGAGGAAAGGACAGUUUGAAUGCGGUUCUAGAUGGACCCGCGGGUGUCGGAGCUCUUCGGCGCCGGUUCCGCACUGAAGUGCGCGGCCCCGGGACUCGGCGCGGGAUAUGGGGGACCGGGAGCGAGCGCGGGGAGCGCGCUGGGUAUUGCCCCCAAGAAGACGGCGUCAAAGAACGGCAAGAAAGUGAAGGGCAGGGCGAGUCGGAACACGAAGCCGAACAACAACCCGCCGUACCUGCCACCGGAGGCUGAGGAAGGAAACAUAGAGUACAAACUAAAGCUGGUGAACCCCACACAGUACCGCUUUGAGCACCUAGCAACGCAGAUGAAGUGGCGGCUGCAGGAGGGGCGUGGUGAGGCCGUGUAUCAGAUUGGCGUGGAGGACAACGGUCUGCUGGUGGGUCUUUCCGAGGAGGACAUGAAGGCCUCUCUGAAAACCCUGCGCAGGAUGGCAGAGAAGGUUGGUGCUGACAUCACAAUCCUCAGAGAGAGAGAGGUGGAGUAUGAUUCUGACGUCCCACGACAGAUUGCGGAAGUCCUGGUUAGGAAAGUCCCGGAUGACCAACAGUUCCUGGACCUGCGCGUCGCAGUGCUGGGCAACGUGGACUCUGGGAAGUCCACCUUGCUUGGCGUGCUGACCCAGGGCGAGCUGGACAAUGGCCGAGGACGGGCACGGCUCAACCUCUUCAGACAUCUCCAUGAGAUUCAGUCAGGAAGGACUUCGAGCAUCAGCUUCGAGAUCCUGGGCUUCAACAGCAAAGGAGAGGUGGUCAACUACAGCGAGUCUCGUACCGCUGAGGAGAUCUGCGAGAGCGCGUCCAAAAUGAUCACCUUCAUCGAUCUGGCUGGACACCACAAAUACCUGAAAACCACAAUCUUCGGCCUCACGAGUUACUGUCCCGAUUUCGCUAUGUUGGUUGUCAGUGCCAACACUGGCAUCGCGGGCACCACGCGGGAGCACCUGGGCCUGGCCAUGGCUCUGAAGGUGCCCAUCUUCAUCGUGGUGAGCAAAGUGGACCUGUGUCCGCGGGGGACCGUGGAGCGCACCGUCCGCCAGCUGGAGCGCAUCCUCAAGCAGCCCGGCUGCAACAAGGUGCCCAUGGUGGUGGCCAGCGCGGACGACGCCGUCACGGCCGCCCAGCAGUUCGCCCAGUCACCGAGCAUCACCCCAAUUUUCACCCUGUCCAGUGUGUCAGGGGAAAGUCUAGACCUUCUGAAGGUCUUCCUAAACAUCCUGCCCCCCCUGAGCAACAGCAAGGAGCAGGAGGAGCUCAUGCAGCAGCUCACAGAGUUCCAGGUGGAUGAGAUCUACACGGUGCCGGACGUGGGAACUGUGGUCGGAGGAACUCUAUACAGUGGGAUCUGCCGCGAGGGUGAGCGCUUGGUGGUGGGGCCCACAGACGAGGGCCACUUCCUGGGGCUCAAGGUGUGCAGCAUCCAGAGGAAUCGCUCAGCCUGCAGGGUGUUGAGGGCCGGUCAGGCCGCCACUCUGGCACUGGGCAACUUCGACCGCUCGCUCCUCCGGAAGGGCAUGGUUAUGGUGAGCCCAGAAAUGAACCCCACCAUCUGCUGGCUCUUUGAGGCAGAGAUUGUGCUGCUGUUCCACGCCAAGACCUUCCGCAGGGGCUUCCAGGUGACUGUGCACGUGGGUAACGUGCGACAGACGGCCACCGUGGAGCGCCUGCACGGAAAGGAGGAGCUCCGCACAGGAGAGAAGGCUGUGGUGCGCUUCAGGUUCAUCAAGCACCCGGAGUACCUAAAGGUGGGCGCCAAGUUGCUCUUCCGGGAGGGGGUCACCAAGGGCAUCGGCCACGUCACCAGCCUGCAGCCUGUCUCCCACUACCAGCACGACUCCUAGAGAGUGUCUUGAAGCAGAGCGGGAGGGACACGCCCAUUCCCUUAAUUCCUACCCUGUUUUCCACUACUCCUCUCUCAUUGGCUCUCCCUGAGGGUUGGCCUUUAUUUCCAUUUGUUUGGUUGCCUCUGAAGCAUUGCCAAGCUCACCCUUAGCCUUUUAAAGGAAGUUGCAUUUCAAAGCAGCUGUGAUUUAGGCUUUAGAUUUCAGGGUCACUCAUUAUUCUUUGCUUUUCCCUUCUUCAUGAAUGGAUCACUAUAGAUCAUGAACCAGCAAGGGGUCGUACUCAAAGGCAGGUGUGCCAGUGAACUGGCGGCACGCGUUAAGAUGCGUAGGUGAGACUUGGCGUUUUGGCACAGUUGAUCUGGACUCGUGUUUAACAUUUCAGAUGCAUUAGAAGCCAGAACGCUGAUCAGCACUCACCCGGUGCACAACUGAUGCGUAUUGAGGCUUCGGUCCAAAAGUAGCGAACCGGACGAGUGCAGGGCGAGGGGGAAGCUCUGGAGAGCACCUUCUGUCCUUGGCUGUUGGACACGUUUACAGUAGUGAAGAGGGUGCGUGGCAGACUCUCAACGGCAGCUAGCGGCGGUGUGCCCGAGCCUCCUCAGCAGGCCCAGCUGGUUCACCCAGCGUCCGGUCAGCAGUCCUUCUCCUCAGCUAGGAGGCUGACCUGACGCUCUUCUCCUGAGAGCCUCCAACACUCGUUACCGAUGAGCUUGAGGCCAAGCAGCCCGGACAGCAGGCCAGGGACUCGCACUACGGAAUUGAGGAAUUCUACCAAUGUUCACCAGCUCUUGCUGUCAUGUAUCAUGUACCGCGAUCGUUGCCUUCGAAACGUCCAGACUGCGGAGCAGAGAGCAGUUUCUCCCACUUCUGUCAAGCGCUUUCGUCGCCCACAGAGCAAGUUUUAACUCGUUAUACCGCAUUCCAUGGUAAACUUCUGGACGAUCGGCUCUUGACCUUCUCCACUCAGAGCACCGAGGGAGAGGUGGGAUGUCAACUUCUGAGUCCCGGCGGCUCGGAGGAGUUGGCGACCUUGGCUGCGAGUGCAGGGCCACCUUUUCCCCUCCUUGCUGACAUCACCGGAUCGAUUGACAUAAAAACUCAGUGCCUACCAAAGAGGAGCUUUUUAAAAUUUUUUAAUGCACCCCAACAUUUUGGAACUUUUUUUAAACUUGAUUUGGUGCUACUCUUUGAAAUUUUUAUUAAUGUAGUUGUGAUGCUAAAUAAUAAAUAGGGACAGUGUUUGGUAAUGAACACCAUGUCCAGGGGUGUUUUCAGCUGUGUCAUUAGUGUGUACAUUCGAUGCAUGCUUAUGAGUGACAGGAGCUCAGCUCACUGAAAAGUUACAAACAAACUAAUGCAACAAGCCCUCCCGAGAAGAGACAUUUAAAACAGUGUGUUUUCCCUGUCUGUUCCUGCAAUAUUAUCUGUGGUUUUGUGCAAUUCAGUGGAAGGGUAAAAGAAUGUAAACAAACCAAAACAUUGUUUUAAAGAACAGUAUCAAACAUUAAGGCUGUUCUGUCACGUGUGUUCACGUUUUUUCGUUUAUGAAUUUGUAGUUUUUUUUUUUUUUUUUUGUAACUUUGUCUUCUCUCCUCUACAACUCCAGCACUUGCUGCACAGGCCUGCACUGCAACACAUCAUUUUUACUCACCCCCAGUGCAGGUGUCCUUCAGAGACAUUGUAAUAUUUUAAUCCUUGAGUGAAAUAAGGUUUAUGUACAAUUCAAGUUUGUAUAUUAUGUUAUAUAUUAAAUCUUUAUUAUGGA
This is a messenger RNA of Scleropages formosus (Asian bonytongue), 3786 nucleotides long. It is a transcript of the gene gtpbp2a, whose product is annotated as GTP binding protein 2a. The transcript is spliced from 12 exons. The coding region runs from base 192 to 2018 and encodes 608 amino acids. Lineage: Eukaryota; Metazoa; Chordata; Actinopteri; Osteoglossiformes; Osteoglossidae. Gene Ontology annotation, molecular function: translation elongation factor activity; GTP binding; GTPase activity. The record is from RefSeq and is a predicted model, not a curated record. Gene Ontology annotation, biological process: translational elongation.